CCAUUAAUUAAUUCUAGGGAGGCAAAAGUCUCUCUGACGUAAUUAUGUAGGUAUAAAGGCUUAGCGAAAUGCACGUUAGAAAUUCGCCUUCGCCGAUAAAAUGUUACAAAUGAAUUCGACACGCUUGGGAAUGAUUGCUAAAUAAUGACGGCUUUAAUAAUGAAUAGUUUUGAUUUGGUGAAUAGAUAAUAUUUACGCUGAUAAGAUUGCAAGGUUCCUUGAUAAUAAAUAGUAAUCAUCCUUAGUACGGAAUAAUUAAAACAAUCGGAAUGGCAAGAUUAUCUAGUGUACAUGAUAAGGGCUGCCCGUGCGCCGAUUGAAGCAGUCUUGCAAGCUACGCGAGUGCUUCUUGUCGCGUCGAGGUUCUUCAGUUACACUAUGCGCUGAGACUGGUGUAACUAAGAUGGUGUUGUGUCCGCCUUUUAGAUGGUCCUCGAAAGGAGGAUUCAAUCUGACUACCCCCACGCGUGAGCGUACUGAGGAGAGGAGAGAGACCAUUACAAAAUUACCAGAAAACAUACCUGAUGUACCAAGAAAUGAAGGCGCUAUUUCAAACGGAAAUGUUGCAUUGUCCAAAAAGAGUAUCACAUUAUCAGUUGAUCCAGGAGGAUCGAGUAAAAAAUCUAGUUACAUGAGCAUACAAAGCGAAAAGUCACGCAGCAGUGCUAGAGACUCAGAAAGUGAAUGUUUAGAAGACAGAAAGAUCAGCAGUGGUCGGAAAACCAUUUCAGAUCUGGUACAAACUGACCCUAACAAACGUAGCGAAAGGAAGCGGGGUAUUAUUGCUCCACACGCACCUCUUGAAAUUGGCAGAUUUAGUGGCGACUUACAGUAUGAUAAAUUUGCUAAAGAUGAAAAGUCAUCGACGUUGAUAAAAAAAGCUAUCAUGGCAAAUGAGUUCCUAAAGAACAUUAUGGAUGACGAACGACUACAGUCGGUGGUAGAGGCCAUGAGUCCGCAAGAGUUUCCGGCAGGUAGUCUCCUGAUCCGCGAGGGAGAGAGCGGCAGCCAUUUGUUUGUUUCCGCACAUGGACAGUUCGAAGUCCUGAAAGGAGGCCAUGUUGUUAAAAACUUUGGGUCUGGAGAAGCUUUUGGCGAGCUCGCAAUUUUAUAUAAAGCAAAACGAUUUGCGUCCAUUAGAUGUAUAACAGAGGCAAAAGUAUGGACAUUAGAAAGACGUGUAUUUCAAAAAAUUAUGGUGCGGAGCGGUCGCCAAGAGCUAGAGGACAACAUUCGCUUCCUGUCGUCUGUGCCACUUCUACAAGGCAUUCAUCCGAUAGAGUUAACAAAGAUCGCCGACUUUCUGAAAAGGGAGUUCUUUUCGUCGGGGACAGUGGUGGUGCGGCAAGGGGACAGAGGAGACAAAUUCUAUAUAAUCCGUGGUGGAGAAGUGGUGGUGACGAAGCGUGAGGAGGAUGGGGACGAGCGACGAGUAGGGUCCCUUGGGCGGGGUAACUACUUCGGCGAACAGGCACUUUUGCAUGAAGAUCGACGGCUCGCCACUGUUACCGCAAUGCCUCCAGGUGUAGAAUGUCUGACUUUAGAACGCGGUCCGUUUACUGAGCUGCUGGGUAACUUAGAAGAAUUGAAAAAUAUAAGGCACUCUGAUCCAAGACCAUCGCAACAGAAAAAAGCAUCAGUUGUUAAAAGUGAAUUUGAGUUCGUGGAAUUAAAGGACCUAGAGAUAGUGGGCACGAUGGGUGUAGGUGGGUUCGGGCGGGUGGAACUAGUGCAGUAUAAGAAGGAACCCUCGCUGACCUUCGCCCUCAAGUGUCUGAAGAAGAUCGACAUGGUGCAGCAGCAGCAGCAGGAGCAUGCCUUCAACGAGAAAAAUAUUAUGAUGGCGUGCAAGAGCAGAUUUAUUUGCAGACUGUAUCGUACAUUUAAAGACAACAAGUACAUCUACUUCUUGAUGGAGCCGGUGUUGGGAGGCGACGUCUGGACAAUUCUACAGAAGCAGCGAUACUUCCCUGAAAAUAUCGCGCGUUUCAUGUCCGCUUGCGUUGUGGAAGCAUUCCAGUAUUUACACUCCAAGGAUAUCAUUUACAGGGACUUGAAGCCUGAGAAUUUGAUGCUGGAUAAACAGGGAUAUAUUAAAUUGGUUGAUUUUGGUUUUGCGAAACGCUUAUCAACAAACAGCAAGACCUGGACAUUUGCUGGUACGCCGGAAUACGUCACGCCCGAAGUUGUGCUUAACAAGGGCCACGACCGCUCCGUUGACUGCUGGGCGUUGGGUGUGUUUAUCCACGAGCUGUUAGUGGGCAAGCCGCCAUUCCGCGCAGCCGGUGGCGACCACAUGAAGACCUACACGCUCAUCCUGCGCGGCAUCGACGCCGUCGCCUUCCACCCGCGCGUACCCAAGUCGGCGCAGAUGCUCAUACGUAAGCUGUGCCGCGCCGUGCCCUCCGAGCGACUUGGGUAUCUGAAGAACGGAAUCGCUGACAUCAAGAAUCACAAAUGGUUCCUCGGUUUCGACUGGGAAGCGCUGCGGGAGGGCAAGAUGAAGGCGCCACUGAUACAGCCCGUCGCGAACGAUCUCGACUUAUCCAACUUCGAAAAAUAUCCCAAGGAUAAGUUACCGCCGGACGAAGUCUCGGGAUGGGAUAUUAAUUUUUAAAAUCAAUACUGUGAUGGAACUUUUUAUAAGAACACUUGACUACAUAAUAUGAUGCCAAAUUGUACCUACAUUUUGUAAUGUAAAGACGAAGUCUGUACAUACGAGUAUAAACACUGUAAUAUAUUUAUGCAUAGAAUUAGAUCUAAUUAAUAAAAUGAUUGUUAACUUAGAUCGCAAUAAAUA
Messenger RNA from Bicyclus anynana (squinting bush brown), 2800 nucleotides. RefSeq names its product cGMP-dependent protein kinase 1-like. Gene Ontology annotation, biological process: protein phosphorylation. Gene Ontology annotation, molecular function: ATP binding; cGMP-dependent protein kinase activity. The record is from RefSeq and is a predicted model, not a curated record. The transcript has 11 exons. The coding region runs from base 404 to 2617 and encodes 737 amino acids. Lineage: Eukaryota; Metazoa; Arthropoda; Insecta; Lepidoptera; Nymphalidae.